Messenger RNA from Patiria miniata (bat star), 4002 nucleotides. RefSeq lists its product as uncharacterized. The record is from RefSeq and is a predicted model, not a curated record. The transcript has 9 exons. The coding region runs from base 100 to 1521 and encodes 473 amino acids. Lineage: Eukaryota; Metazoa; Echinodermata; Asteroidea; Valvatida; Asterinidae.
AAAAGGAGCCAGUUGUUUACAAAUGGCGGAAACGCCGCCGGUUGUCAAUCUCUGAAUUUGUCAUUUUUUCUCCACAAGCACAAGGCCACAUAAGAGCAAAUGCAAACUAAGAUGUCGCGAGACUGGGAGCAUAACUUCACCAGUAUAGUAAAGGAAACCGAGUCGAAUCUUGCCAAAGUUCGGCAAAGUUUAAAUGACUCUAGGUAUAGUCACAGAAGCAAUGGCAGUCACCCCCUGAACACGUACUCUGCAAAACCAUCAACUCUACCCAGGAGCUACGUGACGUCAUCGUCAUUUCUGAACGACUACACGGGCCGGAGCGACUGGCGCCCUCACUCAGGCUACCAGAGCCAGUAUACCCACAGUGCAUCAUCCGAGGGGGAUUCUCUUCCCAAUAGCUCAGCCGAGUCGCCUGCGCUGGUAGCCAUGCUGACUGAAAAGAUUGACAAUCAGGCCAAAACUAUACAGUCCCUGGGCAGACAGGUAGAUUCAUUAGAAAGGGAGAGAGACCGGAACCAGACCUAUCUCCGUCGCCUGGACCAGGAGUUGUCGUCCGUAAACCAACGCCUCCAGGAGGGCGGAGUUAUGCUGGAGACUGAGAGGAAGGUAGAGGCGUGGAAGCGAGAGGUCACGCUGCAGCUUGGCGACCUGCAGGGUCAGGUCACGGCGCAGCGGAGGGGCGGCCAUGAUGGGGGUUACCGUGGCGAUGAGGUUGUGGAUGCGUUGACUAGAGAGGUUCAUGAUUUCAAGCGACAGAUGCAGGAAGAUCUAGCCGUGUGCAGAAGAGACGUUGAAAGCCUGAACACCAGACUCAUGAGACACGAGAUUGAUAUAAGCAGCAACCAAGCUGAUGGAAAAGAUCUGGGCAGGAGGCUAGAUCACAUGGAUAGGACGUUACUUAGUGUAGCCGACUCACAGCGUAGCCAUUCCAGAGAGCUGAAUCAUACUCUACAAGGAAGACAGACCAGUGACCAGGAACUAUUACAACUGAGGUCUGAGUUGAGUCGCUUGAUGAGUACCGUUGAGCGACUUGAGAGCGACACGCUCACUGGAUCACAGAGGAUGGCGGAGGAACAACUGAGCAUGCUCAAAUUGAACUCACCGCAUCACAACGGACCAUCCACUAUCAACAGUCAAGGCAGAUUGCCAACAUCAAAAGGGAACGCAGAAAUCGGUCGCUGGAAGAUGACAGCACCAAGCAAGAAGGCCAGUAAGCCACUCAGGAGGGCUAUGGCUCAACCCACCCAGCAGCCAUUAUCAGACAGUGAUGACCUAGACGCUAGCCUGAGCCUGAGUCUGGCCAGCUCGGACAGUGAGGAGUUUUCCCUGGACCUUCCCCCGCACAGGGCCAAGAAUGUCCAGAGAAGUAUGAAGUCUGCUUAUACAAGAGAUGAUGAGAGUAGCGACGCCUACUCCGAGCUGACCUCUGCCCUCGUGGGUCAUGACCCCACACUUGACCUGGUGGACCUGGCAAGCACGCCCUCUAUCAGCUCAAUAGAGUUAGACGCUGACCUCCUUUGAACUUUUGCCAGUCGUAAUUAGAUGUAUUUUUGUAUAUUUGUGUGUUUAUUAGAGUCUUUAUCUGCAUGUAGAUUGUAACUCUUAUUAGCCGAAUUGCAACAAAACAAAGUUUGUGCCAAUCUUUCCAAUUAUAUUUAUGAUCUGUGUUUUAUGAUCAAAUAUUAACAGCUUUAUCAAAGACAGGAAAUGAAAUGAAUAAGAUGGAUGAAAGACCAAUUAAUAUGAAGACAGUAGCAACAAGACCUGUUCAUAAUUCACGCGAAAAGCGAAGCAGAUUUCAUGACGUCAACAUAUGAAGUUUCAUUUGUGACGUUCUCCGUACAAAUUUGCUUUGCACCGACAUUCGCAUGAACUAUGAGCUGACCACAUACUGAGAAUUUGGUUGGAAGUUUUUCUCAAAAUUUAUUUAACUGAAACCACUUGGACUCAUCUAUGGUUUUCAAUUGACAUUUUUGCAAUAUUUUUAAUGGCAUCAGGACUGUAGAUCUUGUUUUUGUAGCUCAAAUGUAACUUGUUUGGACAGGUCAAUUUAUUUUGGUUGUUUUAUUGUGAAAAUGUAAAUUUGUGAAUUUGAAUACUUUGCAAGAGUGCAGAAACAGCACAGCGUGAAUUAACUAUUUCUGUGACUAAAAAGUAGACAAAGCAUAUGUCUUUUUUAAAACUCAGGUUGUUUUAAGUUUGUAGCACAUAAUAUUUAGCUGUCUGUAGUUCUUUUUUGUGACAUUGUGUAUCUUAAAAGUAUUUUUGUACUGUCAUAGUGUGAUAAGUGCCAGUUUGUACUGUUAUGUUUUGCCUUUUUAAUUAUCACAACUCCUUAGUAACAUUUUUUUAAGUAGUUUGUCAUUCCAAUUAAGUUCCAAUUCAUCAAUAUUAGUGCACUGUGUAUUCAACUAUUGCCUUUUGAGAAUUCACAAACUGUAUGCCCUCUGUGAGUGUAUAUGUUUUAUGUGCACUUCUCACCAUCCAUUAGCCCAUUGACAGCAAAGAUCAGAGGAUUAACUGAGAUAUUUUACAAAUAAUGACGCAUGCAUGAAUGUAUCAAGAAGACUUUUUGAUAUGUCAUUGCACAGUUAUUUUUGGCAUUUGAGGCCAAGGCCAAUUUCGUGAAGGUACAUGCACAGAAAAUAGUUGCUUAGCUAGAACAGAAUACCAACCAAAGUGUAUGCAAUGCUUGUAACUAAAGCCGCGGCUGGUUCCCAUGCCAGCUGGGCCCAAUUUCAUAUGUCUCUGCUAACCACAGUAUUCCUCGCUUACCAUCACCAUUCUGCGCUAACCCUGUAAGCGCAGAAUCCUCAGUUAUGGGAUGUACAUGUAUGCAAGCGCACAAGGCAAAAUUCCUCGCUAACCCAUGAAAUACGUUUACCGUAAGCACAGAAUUUUCUUUUGGUUGGGAUUUUUCGCAACGGUAAGCAGAAACAUGAAAUUGGGCCCUGAUCUUUGCUAAGCGCAUAAUUUGAGAAGCAAAAUAUUCUGCCUUGAAACAGCUUUAUAAUAAAGUUGUCCCAGAUUCCAAAAAUGAGUUUAAGCAGCACUUCAUUUUAGAGUUAUAAAAACACGUACACAUUCUUAUGAAUAUGGUCAUUUUAUGUGUAGCGAAAAAAGUUGAUGGUUUCUGCGUAUGGUUUGGUCCUAAUUAGUUAUAAAUACACGUGGAAGGUGUUAUUGCAAGAAGCCAAUGUUUAACAGCUAGGUUCAAGUUGUCUGAAGGCCAUUAAUUUCACGAGGAAUUAUUGAUUGACUAUUUAGGAGCAAUUUAAUUGCCAAAUACCUACAGAAGUAAAUGCCAUAAAUACUUGUGUGACAAAAUAAGGCGCAUAUUGUGUUGUAUAAAUCAUUGUUGGUUAUGCUGUGUGUACAGGCAAUUUAUAGCGACACGGACCAUUAAUUUUUACUCUCAUUUUCUGCCCGACCAGCAACAAUGCAUGCUUCCAAAAUGACUCGGCAAUAAUUGUACAGCAUCUGAACCCACCAGGCUUUAUUCAUCAGAAAGUGCAAUUGUUUUUAGAUUUCUGACUUUGGCCGAGUAUAAUCAAACAUAAGCUGAAUCCACGGGUCGACUUGCUUUGUGGACUUGUUACAGCAAAAACCUAAUCAUAUCCAACAAGGUCUAGUUGUUCACGCGUGUACUAGGUCAGUCUGAUACUCUCUGGGAUGAUUCAGCAUUGUUAUAAGGGCUAACACUUGCCGGUCGUGAAAGGGCGUUUUCAACAUCCAGGGGCUUUUGUGCAAAUACCAGGACAAAUCCCCCAUUUCUGCAACGUCACGCCAGUGUCGCACUCAAUAACACAGUGCGGGUAAUUGUUGGGACACUGGAAAUCCCUGCACUGCCUCUGAUCUUCAAAGCCUCCGUUGUACUGAUUUUGUUCUUUAUAUCAACAGCCAGUCGAUGCAGUGCAUGUUGGCUGUCUUUUCACUGGUUUAUCUGUCUAGGCUGUUCUGCAUUAUUAACUUAAGAGAUUAUUUGUAGAACAAGGGAGCUGU